UCUUCUUGUAGGACGCUGGAUGACAUGCCCCAUGAGAUGGCCCUCUACCUCCUGUAGCUUCCGGUCUUUUUGAGUUCAGCUGCCGAUGUUUGUUCACCAUGAGCGGUCUAGGUGAAAACUCCCUGGAUCCUAUGUCUGCUGAUUCCAGGAAGAGGAAGCCAUCGUUGUGUGACACUCCAGGCCCCAGCCUGACCUGCAGCGGGGAGAAGAGAAGACGUGAGCAGGAGAGCAAAUACAUCGAAGAGCUGGCCGAGCUGAUCUCAGCCAAUCUCAGCGACAUCGACAACUUCAAUGUCAAACCUGACAAAUGCGCCAUCCUAAAAGAGACCGUCAGGCAGAUCCGUCAGAUUAAAGAACAAGGAAAGGCUUCCUCCAAUGACGACGAUGUCCAGAAGGCAGACGUGUCGUCCACAGGGCAGGGGGUGAUCGAUAAAGAUUCUUUGGGGCCCCUUCUACUACAGGCUCUGGACGGAUUCCUGUUUGUGGUGAACCGGGAAGGCAGCAUUGUGUUCGUAUCGGAGAACGUCACGCAGUACUUGCAGUACAAGCAGGAGGAUCUGGUCAACACCAGCGUGUACACCAUCCUGCAUGAGGACGACCGCAAGGACUUCCUCAAGAACCUCCCCAAAUCCACAGUUAACGGGGUGCCGUGGUCGAAUGAGACCCCCAGACAAAAGAGUCACACCUUCAACUGUCGCAUGUUGGUGAAGAUGCCUAUGGACCACCUGGAAGACGGAGGCGGCGGUAUGGACCCGCGGCAGAGAUACGAGACCAUGCAGUGCUUCGCCUUAUCGCAGCCACGUGCCAUGAUGGAGGAGGGGGAAGACCUGCAAUCCUGCAUGAUUUGUGUGGCCAGACGCUUCACAACCAUAGAGAGAGGCUUCGCCGCCAACCCAGAGAGCUUCAUUACCCGGCAUGACCUUUCAGGCAAAGUGGUAAAUAUCGACCCCAACUCCCUACGGAACUCAAUGAGGCCGGGCUUCGAGGACACGAUCCGCCGGUGUAUCCAGAGGUUCCUGUGUCACAGCGACGGGCAGCAGUGGACCUCCAAACGCCACUAUCAGGAAGCGUACGUCCACGGUCACUCCGAGACACCGCUGUACAGGUUCUCUUUGGCGGAUGGCACUAUGGUAACGGCGCAGACCAAAAGCAAGUUGUUCCGCAACCCCGUCACCAACGAUCCUCAUGGCUUUGUCUCUACUCACUUCCUACAACGAGAGCAAAAUGGCUACCGACCCAACCCAAAUCCCAUGUCUCAAGGCCCCAUGCCUCAAGGCCCCAUGUCUCAAGGCCCCAUGUCUCAAGGCCCCAUGUCUCAAGGCCCCAUGUCUCAAGGACAUAUGCCUCAAGGCCCCAUGUCUCAAGGACAUAUGCCUCAAGGCCACAUGUCUCAAGGCCCCAUGUCUCCACGACCUAUGUCUCAAGGCCCCAUGUCUCCACGACCAAUGCCUCAAGGACCUAUGUCUCAAGGCCACAUGUCUCAAGGACCUAUGCCUCAAGGCCCCAUGUCUCCACGACCUAUGCCUCAAGGACCUAUGUCUCAAGGCCACAUGUCUCAAGGACCUAUGUCUCAAGGCCCCAUGUCUCCACGACCUAUGCCUCAAGGACCUAUGUCUCAAGGCCACAUGUCUCAAGGACCUAUGUCUCAAGGACCUAUGUCUCAAGGCCCCAUGUCUCAAGGCCCUAUGUCUCCACGACCUAUGUCUCAAGGCCACAUGUCACAAGGUCCUAUGUCUCAAGGCCCCAUGUCUCCACGACCUAUGUCUCAAGGCCCUAUGUCUCAAGGCCACAUGUCACAAGGUCCCAUGUCACAAGGUCCUAUGUCUCAAGGCCCCAUGUCUCCACGACCUAUGUCUCAAGGUCCCAUGUCUCAAGGUCCUAUGUCUCAAGGCCCCAUGUCUCCACGACCUAUGUCUCAAGGCCUCAUGUCACAAGGUCCUAUGUCCCAAGGCCCCAUGUCUCCACGACCUAUGUCUCAAGGCCUCAUGUCACAAGGUCCUAUGUCACAAGGUCCUAUGUCCCAAGGCCCCAUGUCUCCACGACCUAUGUCUCAAGGCCUCAUGUCUCAAGGCCCCAUGUCUCCACGACCCAUGUCGCAAGGUCCCAUGUCCCAAGGGCCCAUGUCACAAGGUGUGCGCCCUCCUUUGCCUCAUCCUAAUCCCAACAACACCAUGAAUGUCUCGCCUGCACAGGCCAUGCCGCCACAGAACAGAAACUACGGCAUGGGAGAGCCCAACAACAUGGGGCAAAUGCCUGGCAUGAGAUACGGCUCCACCGGCAACAUGGGUCCAUCGCAACAGGGUCAGGGAAUGCAGCAAUCGCCAUAUCAGAACAACAACAACAACAACUAUGGCAUCGCCAUGGGCAGUCCGCCGCAUGGCAGCCCCAGCAUGAGCAGCAGCCAGCCUGGUCUGAUGGUGUCUCCCCGGAAUAGAGGGAGCCCCAAGAUGGGUUCCAGCCAGUUCUCCCCCAUUCCAGGAGUGAACUCUCCGAUGGGGUCAUCUGGGAACGCAGGAGGAGGAGGAGGAGGGAGUUUUUCGAGCAGCUCACUCAGCGCCCUUCACGCAAUCAGCGAAGGAGUUGGCAGUUCUCUUUUGUCAUCCUUGUCCUCGCCUGGUCAGAAAUCGGAGAACGCCCCUAAUAUGAACAUGCCACAGCAAUCUAAAAUGCCCUCGGAGUGUAAGAGUCCGGCGGGGAUGUUUUGUGAACAGGGACAAGUGGAGAGUUCUGUCUGUCAGUCCAGCGGGAGGGAGCACAUGGGGGAGAAGGACAGUAAAGAAAACAUUGUUGAAGGCCCUGACAGCCAGCGGGCCCAAGUAGAAAGUAAAGGUCACAAGAAGCUCCUGCAGUUAUUGACGUGUCCUACCGAGGAACGUGGUCAUAGCACCAUGACCAACUCUUCCAUGGACUCUGGCUGCAAAGAUUCCUCCAGCAACGUCACCAGCCCCUCCAGCGUGUCGUCCUCUACUUCCACCGGCGUCAGCUCCACGUCAAAUCUGCACGGCUCCAUGCUGCAGGAGAAGCACCGCAUCCUUCACAAGUUGUUACAGAACGGCAAUUCCCCCGCCGAGGUCGCCAAGAUCACCGCCGAAGCCACCGGCAAGGACAGUUUCCAAGAGUCGGUCAGCUCCGCCCCUUCCACGGAGCCAACAAUAAAGCAGGAACAGAUGAGCCCGAAGAAGAAGGAGAACAAUGCGCUUCUGCGAUACCUGCUGGACAAGGACGAGGGCAAGGAUCAGAAGGACAUUAAACCCAAAGUAGAACCCAUGGACAGCAAAAUGGGCCAGUGCAGCAGUUCCUCUGUUUCCACAUCCAGCCAGGACAGCAAGGAUAAUAUUAAGAUCAAGACUGAGCCCGCUGAGGAGGUGACCGGAGACUUGGACAACUUGGACGCAAUUCUCGGUGACCUCGCAGGCUCAGACUUCUACACCAACCCUAUGAGCUCCAGUACGGCAAACAUGAGGGCUAAAACGCCGGUGUACCCGGACACGUCCCCCAUGGGUAUGAGGAGCCCUCAGAAUGUUCAGGUGAAUCGGCCGCCCUUCAAUCGAGCCAUGUCAUUGGACAGCACUAUGCAGGGUAACUCCACCCCUCCGGUCCGGAACAUGGUUAACUUUCCAGUGAUGGCAAAGCAGGGCAUGAUGGGAAGUCCGAGGAUGAUGGACGGCCAGGAUAGUUAUGUGAUGCUGGGGAAUGGAGCCAACAGAGGGAUGAACCAGCACCCGGGCGGAGAGUGGGCCUUGCAGAACUCUGCCGUGAACCAGAUGGAGCCCUCCAGCACGGGGCCGGGUGGGAGACAAGGACCGGAAUAUAAUUCCUCCAUGCCGAGACCUGCUAUGAGCGCAAGUAUGCCGGGACAUCCAGGAAGAUCCAACAGCAUGCCAGGGAACCGGCCGGGGCUGCAACAGCAGAUGAUGGCCAUGAGGCCGAAUGAGAUGUCCAUGGGCAUGGGAUCCAGCCCGUAUGGUCAGCAAGCACCUUCAAACCCUGCGGGCUCCUGGCCGGACAGUAUAAUGGCCAUGGAGCAGGGGCCGAAUGGAUCUCAGAACAGGAUCUCUCUGCCGACCUCGUCUUCCAGGCAGCUUGGAAGGACUUCUCUGGAUGAUCUCCUUUGUCCUCCGUCCACCGUGGAAGGGCAAACCGACGAAAUCGCUCUCCUGGACCAACUCCACACCCUUCUGAGCAACACGGAUGCAACUGGGUUGGAGGAAAUCGAUCGGGCCCUGGGGAUCCCUGAGCUUGUUAAUCAGGGCCAGGCUAUGGACUCCCAAUCGGAUUCCUUCCAGAGGCAAGGCUCCCCGGUGCUGAUGGACCAGAAGCCCCCCAUGUAUGGGCAGCAGUAUGCAGGACAGGGGUCCGCCAUGCAGGCCGGCGGCUUCAGCAGCAUGCAGGGCCAGCACCCUCAGUUCAACUCUAUGAUGGGCCAGAUGGGGCAGCAGCAAGGAAAUUUCCAAAUGCAAGGAAUGCACCCGAGGGCCACGCUCAUGAGGCCCCGGACCAACAUCCCCAAACAGCUAAGGAUGCAGCUACAGCAGAGGCUCCAAGGCCAGCAGUUCAUGAACCAAAGCCGACAAGCAAUUGAGAUUAAGGUAGAAGGUAUGAGCGCGGGCGGCGCUGGGGUUAUGCGGCCCGGGAUGCAGAUGCCUGUUCCCUCACAGUGGGCAGAAAGAAAAGCCCUGAAAAGGCACCUCUGGCGUGGAGACAACGCACUGUUUUGCACUAUCAAUGAGCUACAAGUUCCUCAGUUUGUCACGUCACCCACCAUAACCUGGCAUGACACGGACUCCACUAGACCCCUGAAGCAGGGAUUUCUGAACGCGCAAAUGGUCGCUCAGAGGAACCGGGAGCUCCUCAGCCACCAGAUCCGCCAGCAGAGGAUGGCCUUGAUUAUGCAACAGGGGCAAGCGCAGGGCUUCAGCCCUCCCCCCAAUGUGACGGCUUCUGCCAGUAUGGAGAACCCCCUGGCUGGACCUCAAAUGCCUCAGGCUCCUCCCCAGCAGUUCUCCUACCCACCUAACUAUGGAAUGAAUCAGCAAGCCGAUCCCAACUUUGCAAGAGUUUCCAGCCCUCCGAACCCCAUGAUGACGUCUCGUAUGCCCCCUACACAGAACCCCCACCCUCAGCCGACACAGAUGUACCAGUCACCCGACAUGAAGGGGUGGCCAUCAGGAACUAUAGCGAGGCCCGGCUCGUUCCCGCAGCAGUACAGCCACCAGGCCAAUCCCGGCACCUACAACAUGAUGCACAUGAACAGUAAUGGAAGCCACAUGGGGCAAAUGACCAUGAACUCCUUGCCCAUGUCGGGCAUGCCGAUGGCACCGGACCAGAAGUACUGCUGACGUCGCUCGGUCGCAAUGGAGGAAAAUGUGCACUAUAGAGGAUAAAUUUCUAUAAAAAAUAAAUAAAAAAAGUUCUAUUUCUGCAGCAAGUUACGUCUUGCUUUGGCCUUACCAAGGAGGACAUCAGCUCUUUUCUUCCUGUCUCGGAGGAGGGCCUGUCGGAAGAAAGCUGGGCCUGGACUUUGGGGCGUCGGGAACGUUUUGAUGUAGUACGUCCGCAGGACAGACAACGGUCGCCGGCUGUUUUGGUGCUCAGAGACACAAGAUGUGAAUCGGGUGGUAACAUUUUCAUUCAUAAGCUGGUCUGACAGCUUUAGGCAACUUGGGAAACUUUUUUAUUUUAUUUUUUUCUUGUUUCUUUAUCCCAAAGCACCUAAAAAAAAGAAAAAACAAUUUCUAAAGUGAAACCUUCAGAUUUAAAGUUUGCUUAUUUUUUACGUUGUGUUCAGAGUAGUAUUCCUAUAAAGCUUUGUGACUUUUUUGGCUCAAGUACAGUUUAGAUGAGAGAAUGUGUCGAUUAACUGUGUGCAGUAGUUUUGCACUUUACGACUGUUGAGAACCGCCUGGAAGUUUCCGGCUUCAUUGUCUGAGAACGAGAUUGCAAUAGCCCCGCCCUGAGAUUCCCCCCCCCCCCCUCCAUUCUGUAUAAAUAGCACGAGCAGGCAUUGAACUUGUCUAGCCCCUUCCCUUCACCACAGUGUAAACUUUUUGUAUAUAUGAUCUUUAUUAAUGUAUAUGAUUUUUUUUUUCUAGGUCAGUGUUCCUGGUUUUUAUUUUUUUCAGAGCUUUUAAAGCUGUAUAUUUAACCCCGUGUCUGCCAUGGGUGUACAGCAACUCCAUUCUAUGUUUUGGCAAUAGAUUGGCUAAUUCCUGCGGGGGGCCCAUUAUGACUUUGUAUCUAACAUUAGAAUUGCUCUCCUUCCUGUGUCUAAGAAAGCCAUGACCCUCAUAGUUUUUUUUGGAGAAUGUUUGUUUUAUUUCUUGGGGAGUACAUGGCUUGACUUUUAUGGAAGUUGGAUAUGGACUAAGAGAUGCCCCCAUUGCAGCUCCCUUAGCGUUACAUUAAGAGCUAAGAUUCCCUGUCCCUGCUCCAGCUCCCUUUUAGGGCCCAUUCACCUUAUCGCAUUGCGAUAAUGGAUGUUGCUGUGCUGCAUGCCCAUUUUUUGACUUACUGUGGUGUGUUGGGCAGCCGCUUUAAAUGAAUAGGCUGCCCUAACUUACGUCAAGUGCAUGUAAUGCACCACAGAGGACUGGGUUGGUGUAAAUGAGCCCUUAAUAAUGUUAGAAUUGCUCUCCUUCAUGAGUCUAAGGUAGCGAUGACCCACACUGUUUUUUUGAAGAAUGUUUUAUUUCUUGGGGAGUACAUGGCUUGACGUUUAUGGAUAUGGACUAAGAGACGCCCCCAUUACAGCCCCCUUAAAGCUACUAUAAGAGCUAAGAGUCCCUGCUCCCUUUUAGGGCCCAUUUACACUAUCGCAUUGCGAUAAUGUAUGUUGCAGAGCUGCAUGCCCAUUUUUUGACCUACUGUGGUGUGUUGGGCAUUGCCUUUAAAUGACUAGGCUGUCCUAACUUACAUCAGGUGCAUGUAAUGCACCACAGAGGACCGGGCUGGUGUAAAUGAACCCUUGGGGCCCUUUUAUGUUUUAGUUCAUGACGGUUAGCACAGAUGUUCUAAAAUGUUUUAUUAUAGCAAUAUCUGCGUGUUGUUAAAUCUCUGCUUUGUUCUAAGUUCAUUUGUUCUUGUUGCUUCAGUUUUUUCUGAAAACUUCUUCCUAAGCCUUCCUCAUCCAAAUCAAACAUUUAACAGAUUGGUCAUUUUUCUGAACUCUGUGGAUAAGUACAGAUAAUUCUUCAUGGAUAGAAAAGAAAGCAGAGUAUUAGAUGUUGCCUCCAAAUGCUGGACUCUAUGUAGAAAAGAAGAUGCCCGAGGUUUCUGCAUCCUCCUAAGUGGCAUCUUGUUGACAAGAGUCCUCACUUGUUUUAAGUAAUGAGAUUUCGGUAGAAGUUUAAGAAGGUUUUCGCCACGCCAAGCUUUGUGCGUAGUUCUCAGAACCUUGGCUGUACCAUGUGCCAGCUUCUAGGAGCUUGUCCUACUCGGCAAAGAUGGCAAGGCAGAAAACGAAGCUGCGCUCUGUAGGCAUCACACCAUUACAUUUAUUUAAUGUAUCUGGCUUCCAAAAUGAUCUCUCAAAGCCACGCCCUUUUGACGCAUUUCACCCCGAUGAAAGCGGGUAAAAAGCAUCAAGGGGUUGUGGCUUAGGGUGGGGAACAUGUCUCAAAUCUUACACUAAAGAAAAGCUAUAGUGUGGUGCCUACAGAGUGCUGCUUCGUUUUCUGUUUUCUAUCGGUGUGAUAUUAAUGUUGAGUACGCUGCCCUCUUAAAAUGAUAUUGACAAGUUGUACUUUCCCGAUUGGCAGUUAUAUUGCCACAAGGGCCCCUCUCCCCCAGUCCUAAGAUUGCUGUAUCUGGUGGCAAUUUUGAUUUCUGUUUUCCUCCCUCUAUCAAAUUGGACUGGUUAUAUUCUUAUUUCGAAAAUUCACCCCGCACUUCGGCCUUCUAAAAGUUGUGGCCGUUUAGUUUUGGACCUAGCAGCCAUUGGUGUUUAGGCGUGCCUGUAGCCCAUCGAGAGCAAGAACGAGAUGGGUGGCCAUGGCUGUAGGCCGUCUACAGGCAGGGAUGGCCAUGGCUGUAGGCCGUCUACAGGCAGCGAUGGCCAUGGCUGUAGGCCGUCUACAGGCAGCGAUGGCCAUGGCUGUAGGCCGUCUACAGGCAGCGAUGGCCAUGGCCGUAGGCCGUCUACAGCGCCAGCGAUGGCCAUGGCCGUAGGCCGUCUACAGCGCCAGCGAUGGCCAUGGCCGUAGGCCGUCUACAGCGCCAGCGAUGGCCAUGGCCGUAGGCCGUCUACAGCGCCAGCGAUGGCCGUAGGCAGUCUACAGCGCCAGGGAUGGCCAUGGCUGUAGGCAGUCUACAGCGCCAGGGAUGGCCAUGGCUGUAGGCCGUCUACAGCCCCAGGGAUGGCCAUGGCUGCAGGCC
Rana temporaria (common frog) is the source of this 8373-nucleotide messenger RNA. It is a transcript of the gene NCOA3, whose product is annotated as nuclear receptor coactivator 3. Bases 99 to 5339 code for a protein of 1746 amino acids. Gene Ontology annotation, cellular component: nucleus. Gene Ontology annotation, biological process: positive regulation of transcription by RNA polymerase II; cellular response to hormone stimulus. Gene Ontology annotation, molecular function: nuclear receptor binding; protein dimerization activity. Lineage: Eukaryota; Metazoa; Chordata; Amphibia; Anura; Ranidae. The record is from RefSeq and is a predicted model, not a curated record. The transcript has 23 exons.